This is a messenger RNA of Daphnia pulicaria, 1062 nucleotides long. RefSeq names its product trypsin-1-like. Bases 35 to 901 code for a protein of 288 amino acids. Gene Ontology annotation, molecular function: serine-type endopeptidase activity. Gene Ontology annotation, biological process: proteolysis. The transcript is spliced from 8 exons. NCBI's taxonomy places the organism in Eukaryota, Metazoa, Arthropoda, Branchiopoda, Diplostraca, Daphniidae. The record is from RefSeq and is a predicted model, not a curated record.
UUUCAUCAGUCCUAAUAAGCUGUUUCAAGCCAAAAUGAAGAUUGUCAUUCUUGCCGCCCUUUUCGCCUGCGCUAUGGCUAUGCCAAAACGCAUGAUUAUGCCCCGCCUUCCGGCUUCGGUCAUCAUGAAGGGAAAAUACCAACUCAUUCCCGAGGACAGGAUCGUCGGAGGAGUCAUUGUGGAGCCCAACUCACUCCCCUUCCAGGUUUCUCUGCAACGUCGUGGAUCUACCGGCACCUUUUCCCAGUCGUGCGGUGGUUCCAUCCUCGAUGAAAACGUCAUCCUCGAUGCUGCCCAUUGCGUCCGCGGAAUCACUGAUCUGACCAUUUUCCGUGUCGUCGCCGGUGAACACAGUCUUAGGAACGUCAGCGGUCUCGAACAGAACCGUGGCGUUACUCGCUUCGUUAUGCACGAGAACUUCAGACCUUCGACUUUCGAAAAUGACAUCUGUCUGCUCUUCUUGGAUGCCCCAUUGGACUUGAGCGUACCCGAGGCCAAGCCCGUCCUUCUGCCACCCCCUACUUCCGAAUUGGACCCUCCCGCAGGAACCAUCGUUACAGUUUCUGGAUGGGGAACCACUAGCUCUGGUGGUGCAGUCUCCGACGAACUACGCAGCGUCGAUGUUCCAAUUGUCGACGAUGAUACUUGCAACCGCGCCUAUGGUGGUACCGCUGCCAACCCCGAGGUUUUCCCAUCCAUGUUGUGCGCCGGAGAUACCUCCAACGGUGGAAUCGACUCUUGCCAAGGAGAUUCUGGCGGCCCCCUCUUCACCGGCACUGGUGCCAGUGCCGUCCAACACGGAAUUGUCGCCUUUGGUCAGGGUUGCGCUCUGGCUGCCUACCCUGGGGUCUUCACUCAGGUGUCUUACUUCUUGGACUGGAUCGCUACCAACCGACUUUAAACUGAAUUGAUGAACCGAUAUUUGCAAAUCUAUCUUUACCUUUCAAGCAUUCCCACUGCGUUGGAUCCAAUUUAAUGUUUAAUGACAUCUUGUCCAGAAUGUACACUUUUACCAACCAUGUAGCAUGUACCAAAGACAAAUAAAUUUAUGGACACGCAAAA